AUGGUCUUCUUAUUAGGGAUCAACUUCCCCGAAACUAGACUCCUGAAGAAAUCCCUCGAAACAUUCUAUGGCAUCGGCGUCCAACACUCCUCCCGCAUCCUAGCCAGACACUCCAUCUUCCCCGGGGCACGUAUCGGCGACCUUCCCACCAAAACAAUGCUUGCCAUCGACGCCGAGCUGUCAAACAUGAAGAUCGAGAACGAUCUGCGGAAAGAAAUGCGGUCGAAUAUUAUGCGGCUGAGAGAUAUGGGUAGUUAUAGAGGAAGGAGACAUGCGAUGGGAUACCCGGUCAGAGGACAGAGGACUAGGAGUCAGAUCUUGACGGCAAGGAAAUUGAAUAGGACGGAUCGGGUGGGUUGA
This is a messenger RNA of Cadophora gregata, 360 nucleotides long. RefSeq lists its product as uncharacterized. The coding region runs from base 1 to 360 and encodes 119 amino acids. Lineage: Eukaryota; Fungi; Ascomycota; Leotiomycetes; Helotiales; Ploettnerulaceae. Gene Ontology annotation, cellular component: ribosome; mitochondrion; small ribosomal subunit. The transcript is spliced from 3 exons. Gene Ontology annotation, biological process: translation. The record is from RefSeq and is a predicted model, not a curated record. Gene Ontology annotation, molecular function: structural constituent of ribosome; RNA binding.